AUGGAUAUCCACCGCUGUCGAUUCGUGUCCUACAACCCCCAAGCGAUCAACUCGCUCGCAUUUUCCCACCCGCCGUCAGCUGAUCUUGCUGGACGUGGUGUGCCUACCCUCCGACUUGCGAUCGGUCGUGCGAACGGCGAUAUCGAAAUAUGGAACCCUUUGCGUGGCGCCUGGUUCCAGGAGACGGUCUUGCGCGGAGGAAAGGAUCGCAGUAUUGAGGGUCUUACCUGGACCCUUGAUCCCUCCGAGGAGGGACCUGAUGGUUCCAAGCUGCCGGGCAAGCUGCGCCUGUUCAGCAUUGGUUACUCAACGGCUGUCACUGAGUGGGACAUUGAGCAGGGACGUCCUCUGCGUCACUCCAGCGGAAACUACGGAGAGAUCUGGUGUCUCGCGGCCCAGCCGCGCUGGCAGCCAACGAAGAGGGGCAAGGAUGGAAAAUUCCUUCCUCCUGCUGAGGGCGAGUACACCGGCCAGCACCUCGUCGCUGGAUGCGCCGAUGGAUCUAUCGUGGUCUUGUCUACCGCAGAUGACGAUGUCAAGUUUCUUCGUUUGAUGCGCCCUUCCACCAAGAAAGCUCGCGUGCUCAGCGUUACCUUCCAGAACCGCCACACCAUCGUCGCGGGCUAUGCUGAUAGCUCCAUUCGUCUGUUUGAUAUUCGCAACGGUCAACAACUGCGCACAAUAUCACUUGGAAAGGGUCCGUCCGGUGGCCCGAAGGAGAUGUUGGUCUGGUCAGUCAAGUGUCUGCCAGAUGGCACAAUUGUUUCUGGAGACUCUGCCGGUGAAAUUCGCUUCUGGGAUGCUAAGAACUACUCCCUCACUCAGCGGAUUCAAAGUCAUCUGGCAGACUGUCUUGAUGUUGCCGUGAGCGCGAACGGAGAUACUGUCAUCAGUGGAGGUGCAGACCAGAGAACUGUCGUCUACCGCAAGAAGGAGGGUGAGAAGGGAGAUAAGAAGUCUCGAUGGGCAGAGGUUAUGCAUCGUAGAUACCACUCUCACGAUGUUAAGACCUUUGCUGUCUACGAGACAAAGGAUAUUAGCAUUGCUGUUUCUGGAGGUCCCGAUGCCACCCCCGUCGUCUUGCCUCUGCGCGAAUUUGGAAAAGAGCACCACCGCAAAUUGUCCAGCCUGCCUCAGAUCCCUCAAUUGACUUCCGCACCCUCUUCCCGACUCGUCAUGAGCUUCUGGGAUAGAGAAGUCAGCUUGUGGCGUGUAUCUCGAGGCCCGGUUUCUCUACAUGAGAACAUGGACGGUCCGCGACACCGACUCGUUGCAAAGGUUAUGAUUCAGGGUGAAGAAAAUAUCACAUCAGCCAUGCUAUCCUCGGAUGGAAAGAUCCUGGCGGUUGCAACAGUUUCCGACGUUAAGAUGUUUACCGUACGUCGCCGCAAGGGUGACGAAAAGGGCGCUCUGCGCAUCCAAAAAAUCGAUGUCCCCAAGGCUCUCUCCGAUGAAGGUGCACGUCUUGUGACUAUUUCUCCCGACAGUCGCUGGCUUUGUGUCGCACGACCCAACAGCGACCUCUAUGUGGCUAGAAUCCAGCCGGCUUCCUCAGCCACUGACAAGCCUCAAAUUUUGCCACAGCUCGCCAACAUUAGGCGUGCCUCUCGGCAUGUACGACACGAAAAGGCCUCGCAUGGAACCCUGGGUGACUACGAGAGGACAGUGCGCUCCGUUGUUUUCUCCGACGACAGCAAGAUUUUGGCUGCUGGUGACCUGUCUGGUUGUGUGGAUACCUGGGUGUUGGGUGCUGCUACCCCUGCCACAAAUGGCCAUUCCAAGACGAACGGCGCCGCCGAUUCUGAUGCUGAAUCUUCUGAUGACGAGGAAGAGGAUGUUGCUAUCGAGGGUGAACGCUGGACUCUCGGAGCCAAUGAGUCUCCCAUUCCGCGAAUGAAGUCUGCAAUUACUCUGUUGUCCUUCCGCCCGUAUAAGUCCUCUUCAAAGGCACUGCCUAAUGGCAAGAACCGCACAGAGUCUACCGAGGACCGGUUGAUGGUCCUCACCAGUGAGCACCAGCUCAUCGAGUUCGAGGCCCGGAGCGGCAAGCUCUCCGACUGGUCAAGGCGCAAUCCUAAGGCAUACCUCCCUGCGGAGUUCCGCGGCGUGAAGGACCGUGCUAUGGGCUGCAUGUGGGAUCUUGUCGAUAACCGUGAGCGUCUCUGGCUGUACGGAGCUUCUUGGUUGUGGAUGUUUGAUCUCCAGCAAGACUUCCCGUCCCCCGAGGAAGUGGAAGCCGGGGAGAGCAAGUCCGCUCAGCUUGUGAAGGCAUCGAAGCGUAAGCGCGACCCAUCCGAGGACAUCGAGAACGACCGCAAGAAGGCCAACACCGGUGCCGGUGACCGGAUCCCUCGCUCUCAGAUGGACAUUCACCUUGGUACAAAGGUCCGCAAGAUUGUCGGAAGCGACGAGUCUAAGGGCGAGUGGAUCUCCCUCGACCAGGAACGCCCCCGUGUGCCUGGCGAAGACGACGAGGCUUACGAAUACGACGAGGCCUUUGCAGCCACUAACGAGACCAACCUGGCCCGUCUCCGACGUGAAGAUGGAGCCGCGAUCGAGAACGGAACACCGCAAAAGAGCUCCAAGAGCAAGGCCGUCAAUGGAGAUACCUCUAAGAAGCAGCUCACCAACGGCACUUCAGCUCAGCCUGCACGUCGCUGGUGGCACACAUACAAGUACCGUGAUAUUCUCGGCAUCGUCCCUCUUGCCCCGAGUGAGGAUUCCGAAGAUAGCUCGAGCGGCAACCUGGAGGUGGCGGUGGUGGAACGGCCGAUGUGGGAUGUUGAACUCCCCGGCCGUUAUGUGCGGGAUUAUGAGUGA
Messenger RNA from Penicillium atrosanguineum, 2820 nucleotides. It is a transcript of the gene ura7, whose product is annotated as small subunit rRNA maturation protein UTP4. Gene Ontology annotation, biological process: maturation of SSU-rRNA from tricistronic rRNA transcript (SSU-rRNA, 5.8S rRNA, LSU-rRNA). NCBI's taxonomy places the organism in Eukaryota, Fungi, Ascomycota, Eurotiomycetes, Eurotiales, Aspergillaceae. Gene Ontology annotation, cellular component: t-UTP complex; 90S preribosome; small-subunit processome. The transcript has 3 exons. The coding region runs from base 1 to 2820 and encodes 939 amino acids. Gene Ontology annotation, molecular function: protein binding; RNA binding. The record is from RefSeq and is a predicted model, not a curated record.